CAUUGUUUUCCAGACUAUGACGAACAAGGAUCAGUCUGCCAAAGAUUCACAAAAGGGUAUUGACUUUUAUACCAAUGUCAAGGAUGUGGCAAAAGCAGUGAAGAUAAAGGAACUUGGUGCUCUCACAAAAGAUCUUCAAACAUUGCGAUCUCAGUUGAUAGGGGCUGUAUCUGUCCGAGUAGAUCCUACCGAAAAAUAUACACGACCUCUUGUUGAAUAUAUCCAAUCCUGUACUGACUGUAGUUCCGUCAUUGAACUUUGGGACUAUCAAACCUCGACAAAUAUACAAAACCUAGAAUGUCUUGUACCUGAUAUCAUUAGUUUGGUUAUCCGUUUGUGCAACACUCCUAUCCUGCGCUCUUAUGGUCUACAACUUAUUCAAACUAUCAUGCAAAGACAUAUGAAGUCCAUUUACCGUGGUAUCAGUUCAGCGCGUAUUCCUCAAUGUCAAUCGUCCUUUAGGGUUUUGAUCGCCAUCGCCUCUUUCAAUCAAACAACAGCAAGAGAUUUAUUUCAGUCAUUCAAUUUCCAGGCAGAAGGUUUUACUAGAGCUUGUCGAUAUCGCCAACAGAAAAAAGGAAACAAUCCAAACAAAUAUUUAUUCGAUCUACGAACAUUAUAUGUUCAAUUUGUAUUGGCAUUUUUAAUUCAUGGUGAUUCUGAAAUAAAGAAACAAGUCCUUGGUGUCAAGGGUCUUUUGAAUGGCGUGUUUGUUCCAAUGGAAGAAGAUGCGUAUCAGUUGAUUGAAGAAAUACUAAAUGUGAUCUAUGAAAACCUUAUAUCCGAUCAUCGCGUUCCACGAUUCGCCAAGUUAAGCUUUUUUACACCUUAUAUAUUGGAAAAGAUCGCAAAAAUAUAUGGACGACAAGAACCAGUACCUAUCAAUUCCACAGAAACUGGUAUCCCUGCUAAUUUGGUACACCACUUUUUAUUGUCAAUCUGUACUGUUCCUGGGAUUGGCGUCUGCUUGAAACAUGCUGGAUGGUAUCCUCCAAUUCGUGAUAAUACUCUUUUGACCGACAGUGAUAAAGGAGAACCAUUAGAAAAUAAAUGUUUGUCAAAAUUCAUUUUAUCUUUGAAACCAUCUGAUGAUAUGCGCCAACAAGAACUCCUAUUGAAAAUUUUAUCUGCCUGUCCUGAGCUUGUGCAAUCAUAUUGGAAACAUGUAUCAUCGACAUUUGAAGUACGUCUCAGUAGUAAAUGGCUUGGAAAUGCAACUUAUCUUCAAAAAGUGAUUCAACUCCCUGUACCAUCCUUCUAUUUUGGAACAACACACCUUUAUCCUGCAACUCCACCAAAAGCAGACAUGAUUCUCGACAAUAUACUUCCAACCGUUUUUGGUCGAUCGAUAUCUAGCAAAGGUCUUCAACAUGCAAGUGCUCUUGUUCGUUUCACUACAACCAACAUCUUAGCAGCUGCUUUUCAGAAAUUCAUCAAAGUAGCGGAUGAAAUGGAACAUGUUAUCUCAGUUUUGGAAGAUGUAGAAGUACAUCAAGAUAAAAAUACAACAACAACAACAACAACAACAACUCAAGAUCAACAACCUGGAUCUUUACCAUCAGCUCAAUGGAGACAAUGUCUUAACACUGUACGAGAAGAAUUACGACGAAGAUUACCAGAAAUUCAAAUCAUCAUCAAGUUACAUUCUGAAAUAUUUGGCAAGAUCGAUAAUACUAAAAAGGAUGAUGUUGAAUAUCAAGCCCAAUGUGAAAUCUUGCAAGUUAGUGUCUUCCGGUUACUUCAUUACUAUCAAAAAUGUGUUCCUUUGACCUUUAUGGAAAAUAAUGUGGAUCCUAGCAAUCUGAUCCCGGCGGAUAUUCUUUCUGUUAGCCCUAGUAUUUUGGUUCAUCUUUUGGAGUUACUUCUUAAUUUGUCGGAUUUCAGAUGGAGCAACAAAUCAGCUGGGACAUCCGUAUCGCAUAUCACGACUCUUCUUACACUAUACCUUCAAACUCCUUACAAUCAUAUCCGCAACCUGACCGCCAAACUGGUAAAUCAAACGCUAUCCGACUCAUUUAUGUUUAAACAUGAUCCUGAAGAAGUACAGUUAUGGUUACAAGCUCUACCUCAAAAUUUCUUGUCUCGAACAUCAUCAAGUGGUAGUGAAAGACUUACAAUGUCAACUGAUCAAGAAAUUGUUCUUCGAUACUUGGAUGAUUGUUUUACUCGUUUUGGGAAAGCUCAAUAUCGAUAUACGGACAAAUUGGUGGAACUUGUAAACAGUACAAACGAAUCUUUUGAACUCAAAAUAUCGACAGAAAAGCACGGACAUAAUCAUAUAAGUUACCAAUCUAUCGUCGAUACUGGAUCAUCAAACACCAUGAUUGAUUAUACUCACCCAUUCAGUCCUUUGUUACUUGUCUUAUUGGAACAAUUACGAUUUAUUAAAACUGAUAAACGGCCAUUGGUAUUAUUCAUUUCUCGAUUAUUCUCUCUACUUCAAACUAAACAGAAACUACCCAUUUAUCUGCAAGCAUUGAUGAAAAGUCUAUUAGAAACAACGAUGAACAAGAAUAGUGAAGAAAAUGACAUGGAUCUCGAUUACAAUGUUUCUGAUGAAGCAUUGGUUGGCACUUGGGAAAUAAAGGACAUGGUAUAUCAAGCCAAGAUAUGUCUUGAUCAAGAAAUCUUCAGUAGUGUCUCUUUUGUGACGAAGGAUCAAGAUUCGGAAACCUCUAUUCUCACCAGUAUGAUAUCAGAAACAGAAAUAGAUGAUGAUCUUGAUAAUCGUCAAAAAAGAUUUAUCGAUAUUUUGGACUCAUUACCUACCAAAGCUCUUGCCAAUCACUUGGAUACUACAGCAAAUUAUUGUAUCAAAGUACUACAAUUUACAGCUUUUGAUCCUUUGGUGAAUUAUAUCUCUGAUCGACAUCCAGUAGCCGGCAACUUAUUCGAUUAUCCUAAUUUACAACACUUGAGAUCACUGAAUGAUCAAAGUCCUAUAGUGGAUUUACUCAAAUGUAUUCCUUACCACAUCAUCUUCUAUAAUGCCUGGAAUUAUUCUGGUGACCACACUUUAGCAAUACAAUUACUGGAACAUCAAUUGAACAACAUGACUCGGUAUCAACUGACUUGUGCUCUCUCUUUAGUCCUACAAAAUUUGUCUAUUGUGUUGAUCAACAAAGCGACGGAAAAUACCAUGAAGGCUAUUGACUUUUGCUUUGAACUUAUUCAGCAUGGACUUUGGGUUAUUGACAACAACAUGAAGCAAGAGCAAACUCGAUUGGACCUUCGACACUUUAUAUUUGAACACCCAACUCUGAAAUAUUUUAUUAGAAGACUUUCUACACUACUACAUCAGCUCAGAUAUACCGACACUUAUCCUACAUUACCUGAUGAUGAUUUGAUCCAGUUGGCUGUCAAAUUUACAAAAAUAUUUGGAGAUGGGACCAGAACAACUGAAUUAUUGAACAGUAUGGCGUUGGUGGACUUUACUUCUCUUUACAAAUAUUGCAAUCACAACGGUUAUCAAUCCUUCUAUAAUGGACUCAUGAAACUAUUGAUUUCUCUGAUCAAGAAUGGUGGAAAUCAAGUUUCUAUUCCUGGCAAGGUUUUCGCUACCAUAGCACAAAUGUGGAAUGGAACUCAUCAAUCUGCGGCAACAAUGGGGUUAUCAAAUACCGAUGUUCUAUCAUUAUUAGAAAAGAAUGAAUCAUUACAAUAUCAAGAUGACGAUUACCGCAAUGCUCAACGACUUCUUUUGAAUGCCUGUAGUGAUCUUGUAGUGAAGCAUAUUCUUCAAGGUCAUCCUUAUUCUGUGAAUAUGAAGGAUCUUCAAGAAGCUUGCAAGGAAACGUCUGUCCCUGUGUCUUUAUGGGUAUUAGAUACUUUCUCCUCCUCGGCCAGUUUAUCAGUUACUGUCCCUUUGAUUCAUUUGAUCCGUAUUGGUUAUUCUUUGAGUAUCAACAACAAUUGCUCUUCAACAGACGGCGAAUCAUAUCUUCAAACAGUCAUGGAAUCUAUUUUGAAAAUGCUCACAGAAAAUGCAGACGUUUCCAUUGUAUCCAACAUGGCUAUUACUGACGAUGUAUAUGACGCUCUCACUUUGCUGAUAAGUCAAGUAGACGACUUUGAUUGGACUCGAUUGGAUGCAGAAAUUGUACGUGAUUUCGUGUUGAUGACUUUGUUGGACAAUAUAUCAAAUUCAGCUGCUAUUCGUUUCACAUCAACUUUGAUACAUAAAGUUUAUGCCAAGUAUACUCGGAAGGAGCCUAUUGAAACGUAUAUCCGUCGCAUUCUAGAUCACAACUUGUAUCGAUCAUUGACGGCACCCAAGACGAUUGAUUCUCUUCUCAAAAACAAAGAAGGGUUGGCGCAAACAGAUGCUGAUGAUGAUGAUGCCGAUGAGAACAAGCGUAGAAACACAGUUGUCCAAGAUGAACAACGUAAUGCCAUUAUUGAACUACUUGGUACACUCAAUGACAUUCAGCCCUCAAUACUUGCUAGCCAUCACGGUCUGUUGGAUACGCUACUUACCAGCUACAGUGCGACAACAUUACCUAGUGAUCGAAGAAUUCUUGGUAUUCUUCGCUCUAGUGAACAUCAUGGUGACCAAACGAUUCUUCCAAAGUUACUGAUGUGGGGACCAAAUUCUGAUAAGACAAGACAAGAGCAUGCACAAGCUGGCACACUCCUUCGAGCAUCAACGAUUUCUGUGGAGACAUUGGGUUUGAUUCAUCGAGAAAUGAUGCGAUAUACAUUCUUACAUAUGCCUACGACAACUGUGGAUAAAUCUGUAGUGACUUAUGAUCCUGACUUUUUCUUGCCUCUUUUUGCCAAUCUGAUUGCCAGUGGUACCUUGGAUUGUCGAAGAUUUAUCGAAAAUGACGGUUUGGGUUUGACAGUGGCUGCGUUGUCAAGUUUGGAUGAAAAUGUGCGGAAGAUUGGAUAUCAAAUGAUGGAUCAAUUCUACGUUUUACUGGAGCAUUCCAAAUUCAAAGGCAAAUUCCCUAUCAAGUACCUUUUAGAUAUCUUCAAACAAGGGAUUACGAAACGGUCUGAUAUGGAUGUUCCACCUCGUAUACCUCCAGCUGUUUGUCUUUGUGUUGCACAGAGCUUGUCAAUUCUUAUGCUACCUUAUCAUUUUAUGUUACCUUAUAUAUCGAAAUGGCUUUCCCAAAAACCAGCUUUGGAUUUCAACCAUAUUCCUAUGUUUACAGCCUUAUUCAACUCUACCACACCCAAUCACAAGAAAGAACGAUUAUGGAUUCUUCAAGUUUUGGCAUCAUCCAUUAGAACAGUGGACGAUUUUAACAUAUACGCACGCCACCGCAUUUGGGAUUUAAUACCAUCUUAUUACAAUUCAUCCUUGGCAGAUAUACAGAGCAAACGACUGGUAAUGGAAUUAAUACAACAAGCAGUCUCGAUUCCUGAUGUGGCUCUUCGAUUGGUUCAACGGUAUGGAUUAUUGACUUGGAUACAUCAACUUUUGAUCACAUCAACGUCAGAUGAACGACACUAUUUGAAAUUGAUCUUGGAUGAACUACAAAAGACAAUGAUGGUAGUAGAACAUCAAUCACAACUGGAAAAGGAUGGUAUCAUUGAAACAAAUAGCAAGAUCUCGGAACAAGUCAAGCUUCUUUUACCUCAGCAAUUGGCUCUUUUACAAUCCCUAAUAUAAUAUCCAUCCGCCCUCUGUACAAUAGUUUGUUUUUUUUAUUAUUACAAUAUUAUCAUCAUUCUUCAUACAUAUAUCAAUAGAAUAAACAAAAAGCAUAUGCAUAUUUUUAUAAAUAUA
Messenger RNA from Halteromyces radiatus, 5737 nucleotides. RefSeq names its product ribosome 60S biogenesis N-terminal-domain-containing protein. Bases 17 to 5620 code for a protein of 1867 amino acids. NCBI's taxonomy places the organism in Eukaryota, Fungi, Mucoromycota, Mucoromycetes, Mucorales, Cunninghamellaceae. Gene Ontology annotation, cellular component: nucleolus. The transcript is spliced from 16 exons. Gene Ontology annotation, biological process: maturation of LSU-rRNA from tricistronic rRNA transcript (SSU-rRNA, 5.8S rRNA, LSU-rRNA); maturation of 5.8S rRNA from tricistronic rRNA transcript (SSU-rRNA, 5.8S rRNA, LSU-rRNA). The record is from RefSeq and is a predicted model, not a curated record.